This is a messenger RNA of Armigeres subalbatus, 2847 nucleotides long. RefSeq lists its product as uncharacterized. NCBI's taxonomy places the organism in Eukaryota, Metazoa, Arthropoda, Insecta, Diptera, Culicidae. The transcript has 5 exons. The record is from RefSeq and is a predicted model, not a curated record. The coding region runs from base 1428 to 2831 and encodes 467 amino acids.
GUUAACAUUGCGCAUAAAAUAAGCUGUUUAUAUGAAACGGUUAUUUUCUUACAAUUUUUUCAAAACAUCAACAUCGUCUGUUUUAUUAGGUGAAUAUUACUGCCAUACGAUGGUGAUCCUUGGAUUUUAGAAUGAUUUGGCAACACUAUACAGUGGUGAGAGCAUCGUGAAAUUAUUUUCUUUCUGGCAACUCCGUAUCUUGAUUAUUUACAAUUGAAAUGUCAAAACGAGCAGAGUGAGAAAUGAUAUCGUAAACUCGACGCAAAGAACGGGAAUCAAGAAUCGUCGCCGGUUGUAUGGUGUUUUGUUCUGUUGGAGAAUAUCGCAGCAUUCGUCGACGGUCAUAUCCGGGCAAAGCCCGGAUGUAAUACAUCUCGCAUUCGUUGAAAAAAGUGAUCAAAAGCAUAUAGGACGAAGCCCUCGGGAAGAUUAUAAAUACCUUUGCAAAAAGUUUUGUUUGUUUAGUGAAUUUACUGUAAAGUGGCAGAGAGAGGGCUACAAGUUUGUGCGUGUGUGCAUUUUUAUCGCAGCAAAGUUGUUCCGCCGGCGAUCGUUUCCAGUAUCAAGAGCCUCUUUCCUGCUUAUACUUCGUCUUUGCAUUUUUGCCUCCCGCCAGGCCGUGUCAGUGAAAAACAAAAAAAAAGAAAGUUUAUUCAUUUGGCGAGAAAAGGAUGUAACCUUGCUCAAUGGUGACAGUUCCGAAUCCAGCUUCCAGUGUAAACAAAAGUGACAGUCGGUUCUUCUAGUGCAGGCGGACUGCUGAAGAGUAUUUUUUCAAUUUGUUUUCGUUCCGGUUACGGCAGAGAAGAGUGUACCAUCGUAGAAAAACACACCCAUAAGUACCUACCUAAGUAACUUCACAGAAAAGGCAGUGUGUGAGAAAGUGGCCUGCAGAACCAUCGACAACAAUCAGGACCAUGAUGCCCACCUUGUGUCCGUCCAGCGUGCCAUGGAUCGUUCUAAAUCGUGAACACAAGUUUGGAAGCAGGUAUACCGAGUACGGGAACAGCGUGCAAUAGGAGUUGUUGGGUUCAGAGCAGAAGCACUAACAGUAGCAGUAGCUAUCGUGUUGUCAGCGGAAGGAACUUCUCUAAUCGAACAGUUGAAAGAGUAGCUGCAUCGACGUCGGACGGCACAACAAAAACUAACCACAACAACAGCAGCAGACACAAUAAGGUCAACCACCACAUAUAAGUGAAUCUUCCUGAAUCACCGCAAAGGAAGCUUUUUUGUUGUUCCUUAAAAGAUAAAGCGUCGCCAAUCCGGAAGAAAAGGAACAUAGAAGUAUUAAACCAGAAGACACGUUUCAGAACCAGGAAAAAAAACUUGCAUUGUUCUUUGAAGAAUCGAGCGUCGCUUAGCCACAGACGUAGAUAAAAUAAAAGCAUCUGCAACAUAACGCUGUGUGAUAAGAGAACUCUUCGAAUAUGUCAAUUGGGACAGGCUACGAGAAGGCGGACUCUAGAAACCUGCCGUCAAUAAUGGAAGAUACUGUGAUUAAUUUUUUCACAUCAAAUCCAAAUUUCGUGACUUCAGAAUCUAGACAAGUGAAGAUGCAAAGAUCUGGUAGAAAGAAUUACGGCGAUAUGGCAGUUGGGUUUGUAAAACUUCAGCGGUUUGGAGAAAAAUGCAGAAUUAUAGCGAGUGUGGUUCCAGAGCAUAGAGUAAAUCAACGCUCAUAUGAAGUAUCACUAGUCAUUAAUGAAGCAAAUGAAUUGAUAGAAGAUUUCUCCUGUGAAUGUGAGGCCAACAUGGGUGGCUGCAAGCAUGUUUCGGUUUUCAUAUUUUGGAUUUUUCGGAGAAAUGAAACACCAGCUUCCACAGAGGUAGAAUGUUACUGGAAUGCAGCCCCAAUGACAGCAGCAGCUCGGAAAAAAGGUGUACUAUGGGCAAAUGAAAUAGUAUUUUCAAAGAAUACUCCAAGUACCCUUGAUAAUGACCAAGAAAAUGAGGAUGGUACAGAUCGAGUUUUAAAGAAACAAAUUGAUCCUUUAAAAAAACUAGAUAUUAACGUGAAAUAUGCACUUCAUUCUAAUUUCAAGGAUUGUAAGAAUCCCUUUGGUAUACUAAAAUAUUUAAUGCCAUAUGAUGAUGCAAAAACUAUUCAAAUAGAUACUCUAUUCAUAAUGUUUAAGAAGUCGAAGCCUGUCAAUAUGAAUAUGCAAACUUUCUUCAAAUACUGUGAAACCAAAAUGAGCUAUUCAAUUCUUGAGCAAGUUCAAACUCAUACAACAGAACAGAGUGAGAGUCAAGAAUGGAUUCGAUUACGCAUAGGACGUAUAACUGCUUCAAUUUGCUAUGAAGCUUCAAAAUGCAAAACGUUCGCUGGAUCAUUAGUUGAACGUAUUAUGGGAUUCACCUCACCUUUCGAGACACAAAAUAUGAAGCGCGGAAAAGAGUUAGAAAAAAAAGUUCUUGCAGUGUUGUCUUCGAAGUAUGGUACGAUCUCUGAAGCAGGAUUGUUCUUGUCAAGAACAUACCCUUUUCUUGGAGCAUCACCAGAUGGGAUUCAAAAAAAUAUUAUUUAUGAAAUCAAAUGUCCUGCUACAAUGAAAUCUUUAAACAAAUAUUAUAUAAGUGAAUCAGGCAAUAUUAUGGCAAAAUGUCUUGCGCAAAUACAGCUGCAAUUGCAUCUCUGUCGAAGAAAAAAAGCUCUAUUUUGUGUUGCGAAACCCAUUUUUGAAACUGAUGCAAUUGUAGAUAAUAUAAUAAUUAAGGAAGUAACGCAUGACCAGAAAUAUUGUUUAGCUUUAAUACAAAAAUUAGAAAGUUUUUGGGAAAAAGCAGUAUUUGUCAAGCUAUUAGCACAAUAUUCUUAUGAAUGUAAAUAAAUUGUGAUUGUACGAU